AUGGAGAAUGGCACAGGGGAUGAGCAGAACCAAACUGGUCUGCCACUAUCAAGCCAGGAGAUCGUUACAGCUGAAUACCAAGCGGUUACCAUCGUCUUGGUCCUCCUGAUCUGUGGACUGGGCAUCAUGGGCAACAUCAUGGUGGUUUUGGUGGUCCUCAGAACCAAACACAUGAGAACUCCCACUAACUGCUAUCUGGUGAGUCUGGCCGUGGCAGAUCUCAUGGUGCUUGUGGCUGCAGGACUACCUAAUAUCACAGAAAGCCUGUAUAGAUCCUGGGUGUAUGGCUACGUGGGGUGUCUCUGCAUCACUUAUCUCCAGUACCUAGGGAUCAAUGCUUCUUCUUUUUCCAUCACUGCCUUCACUAUUGAGAGAUACAUAGCCAUCUGCCAUCCAAUCAAAGCUCAGUUCUUAUGCACUUUUUCAAGAGCCAAGAAGAUCAUAAUUUUUGUCUGGGCUUUCACCUCCAUAUACUGUAUGCUCUGGUUUUUCUUGCUAGACCUUAACACAGUAGUCUACAAAGACACUACUGUUGUGUCCUGUGGCUACAAGGUGUCCAGGAGCUAUUACUCUCCUAUCUACAUGAUGGACUUUGGUAUAUUUUAUGUUGUGCCAAUGGUAUUGGCGACUGUCCUUUAUGGCCUGAUUGCUAGAAUACUGUUCCUGAACCCCAUCCCUUCGGACCCAAAAGAAAACUCUAAGACAUGGAGGAAUAACGUGGCUCACCAAAGCAAGCCUGUGAAUUCCAAGAUGACUAACAGGAGUUUCAAUAGCACUAUUGCUUCUCGAAGGCAGGUUACCAAGAUGUUGGCCGUGGUGGUAGUCCUAUUUGCAUUUCUAUGGAUGCCCUACCGCACGCUGGUGGUGGUCAAUUCCUUUCUCUCCAGUCCCUUCCAAGAAAACUGGUUCCUGCUAUUUUGCAGAAUCUGUAUUUAUUUAAAUAGUGCCAUCAAUCCUGUAAUUUACAAUCUCAUGUCCCAGAAAUUCAGAGCAGCCUUCAGGAAACUCUGCAACUGCCAGCAGAAACAGGACAAGAAACCGGCCAACUACAGCAUGGCCCUAAAUUAUAACGUCAUCAAAGAGUCGGAUCACUUCAGCACUGAACUAGAAGAUACUACCGUCACCAAUAGCUAUCUGUCCUCUGUAAAAUUGUCCCUUGGUGAUCCAUGUUUGUCAUCUGAGGUAACAGUUAAUACAUUUUAA
Molecule: messenger RNA, 1203 nt
Organism: Aptenodytes forsteri (emperor penguin)
Lineage: Eukaryota; Metazoa; Chordata; Aves; Sphenisciformes; Spheniscidae
Gene: TRHR
Product: thyrotropin releasing hormone receptor
Exons: 2
Coding region: 1-1203 (400 amino acids)
Biological process (GO): phospholipase C-activating G protein-coupled receptor signaling pathway
Cellular component (GO): membrane
Molecular function (GO): thyrotropin-releasing hormone receptor activity
Source: RefSeq, a predicted model, not a curated record